GUCCAUCAUUUGUACGCUGAUUUGAUUGGUGUAAAGGCUAAAACAUUUAGACGUGAAUCGUAUCAUUAGCGUUAAAAGCUUCAUUUUGUUUAUCCACUCGUGCGUUUGAGACACAACGACAAGAUGAUCGAGGUGGUUUGUAACGAUCGCCUGGGCAAGAAAGUCCGGGUAAAGUGCAACUCUGAGGACACCAUUGGAGAUCUGAAGAAGCUCAUCGCAGCCCAGACGGGUACGCGGUAUGACAAAAUAGUCCUAAAGAAAUGGUACACCAUAUUCAAGGACCAUGUGUCACUUGGAGACUAUGAGAUCCAUGACGGAAUGAACUUGGAGUUGUACUACCAGUGAAAGCAAGAUUCAAUCAGUCAGAAAAUGGCAAAAUAGCAGUCAAAAGAGACAUCAAACAUUUUUUAGGCCAAAGUGCUAAUAAUUUAGAGUUACAUGUUAUAUGUUUCCCCUUUGGUUUGUUUUGAUAUUUUCAAAAUAAAGUGGACUUUUACGAAC
Molecule: messenger RNA, 501 nt
Organism: Corythoichthys intestinalis (scribbled pipefish)
Lineage: Eukaryota; Metazoa; Chordata; Actinopteri; Syngnathiformes; Syngnathidae
Gene: ubl5
Product: ubiquitin like 5
Exons: 5
Coding region: 124-345 (73 amino acids)
Biological process (GO): mRNA splicing, via spliceosome; protein modification process
Cellular component (GO): cytoplasm; nucleus
Molecular function (GO): protein tag activity; protein binding
Source: RefSeq, a predicted model, not a curated record